CUGCAUGUAAACAAAAAAUCGAACUCCCACGCUAUGUAAAGUUUAAGCGUUGUGGCUGUUUAAAUGCACUUUUCUCUUUGUAAGCGGGUUUUGUUAUGGGAAAGAAGAUUGUCGUGACUUUAGUUUCUUUGCUUGUUGCCGUCUUUGCUUACAUUUACCCUACUUUAAAGCGAAAUUAUGUGAAAUUUGUUCAUCCGAAAGUUAUUUUAGCUGUCAAAUUUGGCAAAUGGGUAGCGAAUUUCACGAUUUUUGGCAGAUACAUUCCCUGGCGAUUUGUACUGCCUGUGGCUGGUGUUCUCUUGUUAUUGCUGUACAUCAGGCGACGAAGGAAAAAAUUACGAAAACUCAAAGAAGAAGAAGAGAGGAAAAAAGCCGAGCGUGCUGCUCAGUACAAAGCCCUCGGGAGUCCCGUUUUGACUCCAGAGCAAGCACAAAAACACCUUGCUGAUCUUCAGAAGCGACUGGAUACGACGGAACGCACGAUGCAACUGGUGAUGAAGCAAAUGGAGACUGUCACACAGUGUCUUGCGAGAACUUUGGAAAACGAUGCAUCGGGAGACGCAUCGGAAAUCAACGAUGGGCUCAAACUCAUGAAAGAAAGUAACGUAUGAAGAUUCGCGGACAUUGUGUAGCUAGAUAGAUAUUUUUUGUAAUGUCAAUUUUUUUCGGUAAAUUAUUGAAUAAGUUGUAGGUGAAGUGUUGUAUUUAUAAUCUGUUAUAACCGAGUUUAAGUGAAUAUGAUAGACGAAUUUUGUAACUAGGGAGACUUUCUGUCGAGCUUAGAUUUUCAUUUAGAUUUUACGCGCGCAAUAGUACGAUAAAAGUGCCAAAAUGUUCAUCAUUAGGCUGGAAAAUUUUCACGUAUUCGGCCUUUAAUCGUAUGGUCUUCGUUUGCGGAAGAAUUUAAGCGACCUUCAACAAAGAGUAGCUGUAUGAAAUUGCACAAAGAAACAUUUAAUUUGUAAAUAUUUAUCUAUUAAAUAUUUAUCCAUCGUGUAGUGUAAUUAAAGUAUAAUCUCAUUAAAUUAUUUCUUAUAUAUA
Xenia sp. Carnegie-2017 is the source of this 1041-nucleotide messenger RNA. RefSeq lists its product as uncharacterized. Lineage: Eukaryota; Metazoa; Cnidaria; Anthozoa; Malacalcyonacea; Xeniidae. The transcript has 3 exons. Bases 96 to 611 code for a protein of 171 amino acids. The record is from RefSeq and is a predicted model, not a curated record.